Molecule: messenger RNA, 2492 nt
Organism: Mus pahari (shrew mouse)
Lineage: Eukaryota; Metazoa; Chordata; Mammalia; Rodentia; Muridae
Gene: Angpt2
Product: angiopoietin 2
Exons: 9
Coding region: 276-1766 (496 amino acids)
Biological process (GO): angiogenesis; Tie signaling pathway
Molecular function (GO): receptor tyrosine kinase binding
Source: RefSeq, a predicted model, not a curated record
UUCGGAUACUGACACUGUAGACUCAGGGGAGAAACAAAGAGUCCGUGCAGACCUCUGGAGUGAGCAGGGCUGCUCCUUCCUCUCAGGACAGCUGUGUGUGUGCCGGGGAGAAGAGAAGAGGAGACAGGCACUGGGAAUCAGCCUGCUGCGGGGACGGGAGAAGGUUCUCACUGAUGGACUUAUUCACACGGCACAGCCCUGUGCUUUAGACAGCAGCUGAGGGCUCAGGACGCAAGUUUGCUGAACUCACAGUUUAGAACCCAAAGAGAGAGAGAAUGUGGCAGAUUGUUUUCCUAACUUUUGGCUGGGAUCUUGUCUUGGCUUCAGCCUACAGUAACUUUAGGAAGAGCAUGGAUAGCACAGGCAGAAGGCAGUACCAGGUCCAGAACGGACCCUGCAGCUACACGUUCCUGCUGCCAGAGACCGACAGCUGCCGAUCUUCUUCCAGCCCCUACAUGUCCAACGCCGUGCAGAGGGAUGCACCCCUCGACUACGACGACUCAGUGCAAAGGCUGCAGGUGCUGGAGAACAUUCUAGAGAACAACACACAGUGGCUGAUGAAGCUGGAGAAUUACAUCCAGGACAACAUGAAGAAGGAGAUGGUGGAGAUCCAACAGAAUGUAGUGCAGAACCAGACAGCUGUGAUGAUAGAGAUUGGAACCAGCCUGCUGAACCAGACAGCAGCACAAACUCGGAAACUGACUGAUGUGGAAGCCCAAGUACUAAACCAGACAACAAGACUGGAGCUGCAGCUUCUCCAACAUUCUAUUUCUACCAACAAAUUGGAAAAGCAGAUUUUGGAUCAGACCAGUGAAAUAAACAAGCUACAAGAUAAGAACAGCUUCCUAGAACAGAAAGUCCUGGCCAUGGAGGGCAAGCACAGCGAGCAGCUGCAGUCCAUGAAGGAGCAGAAGGACCAGCUCCAGGUGCUGGUGUCCAAGCAGAGCUCCGUCAUUGACGAGCUGGAGAAGAAGCUGGUGACGGCCACGGUCAACAACUCGGUCCUUCAGAAGCAGCAGCACGAUCUAAUGGAGACCGUCAACAGCUUGCUGACCAUGAUGUCAUCGCCCAACUCCAAAAGCUCUGUUGCUGUCCGUAAAGAAGAACAAACCACCUUCAGAGACUGUGCGGAAAUCUUCAAGUCAGGACUCACCACCAGUGGCAUCUACACGCUGACCUUCCCCAACUCCACAGAGGAGAUCAAGGCCUACUGUGACAUGGACGUGGGUGGAGGAGGGUGGACAGUCAUCCAACACCGGGAAGAUGGCAGUGUGGACUUCCAGAGGACGUGGAAAGAAUACAAAGAGGGCUUUGGGAGCCCUCUGGGAGAGUACUGGUUGGGCAACGAGUUUGUCUCCCAGCUGACCAGUCGGCACCACUACGUGCUUAAGAUCCAGCUGAAGGACUGGGAAGGCAGCGAGGCGCAUUCGCUGUACGAUCACUUCUACCUCUCUGGUGAAGAGUCCAACUACAGGAUUCACCUUACGGGACUCACAGGCACUGCGGGCAAAAUAAGUAGCAUCAGCCAACCAGGAAGUGAUUUUAGCACAAAGGAUUCGGACAACGACAAAUGCAUCUGCAAGUGCUCCCAGAUGCUCUCAGGAGGUUGGUGGUUUGACGCAUGUGGCCCUUCCAACUUGAAUGGACAGUACUACCCACAAAAGCAGAAUACAAAUAAGUUCAAUGGUAUCAAGUGGUACUACUGGAAGGGGUCCGGCUACUCGCUCAAGGCCACAACCAUGAUGAUCCGGCCAGCAGAUUUCUAAAUGCCUGCCUACACUACCAGAAGAACUUGCUGCAUCCAAAGAUUAACUCCAAAGCACUGAGAGGCGCCAAUGCACAGCAGCCCCUUUCCAUACCAGGAAGUGUUCCUGGGGGUGGGAGGGUCUGUGUGUACCAGACUGAAGUGUAUCACUUAAGCCUGCACCGCUAACCAACCAAAGGAAACCCAAAGGCACUGUGGUCUGGAGAGACACCUCUGGGAAGGCUGUGGCUGAGAAUCAGGGGACAGCGUGCGGAUUCCGUCACAAGGAAGAAUGUUACAUGGGAGUUCAUCAGCAAAUAACUGGAAAACAGAACACUUAGAUGGUGCAGAUAAUUCUUGGGACCACUUUCCUCUAAGCACGGUUUCUAGUGUGAAUACAUACACAGCUUGGCUGUCACAAUGACAAGGCCGUGUCCUCGCACUGUGGCAGCCAGUAUCCAAGGACUUCUAAGCAGUGGGCACAGGUCAUCAUCAGGAAAAGCACACAGCUCACUGUCUUCCUCUUGGGUGCUUUACACGUUCAUUUGAAAACAACACCUUUACCUAUCUUGACAGCUUAGGUUUAAUGGCUGGAUACUAUUUACUAGAUGGCAAAAUUGCCCAUAUCUCUGGAGUAACCAGCAAACAAGCGCCACGUUGGUAAAUGCGGAGACUGUACUAUUUUGUUUUCUUCCUGGCUGUUAAAUAUGAAGGUAUUUUUAGUAAUUAAAUAUAAGUUAUUAGUUGA